Molecule: messenger RNA, 1014 nt
Organism: Aureobasidium vineae
Lineage: Eukaryota; Fungi; Ascomycota; Dothideomycetes; Dothideales; Saccotheciaceae
Source: the annotation of a GenBank genome assembly
AUGAGCAAAUCUGGAGAUUUCGAAGCCGUUGCGGCGGAUAUCAAAAAGAUUCUACAUCAGCCUGAGUAUGAUGAUGGAAGUGCUGGGCCGGUGUUAGUGCGUUUGGCAUGGCAUUCGGCUGGUACAUAUUGUGCGGAAACCGAUACUGGCGGUAGUAAUGGAGCAGGCAUGCGUUAUGAGGUAUGUGCCAUUCUCGACACACAAUGUGGUAUCUGGUUCACUAACUUGUUGCAGGCAGAAGGAGGCGACGAAGCAAAUGCAGGCUUGCAGCAUGCCCGUGUUUUCCUGGAACCCAUCAAGGAGAAGCACUCGUGGAUAUCCUACGCAGACCUAUGGACACUUGCCGCCGUUGUCGCGCUAAAAGAGAUGGGAGGUCCUCAGAUUAAAUGGCUUCCUGGCCGAACCGAUUAUGUGGAUGACAGCAAACUUCCUCCUCGCGGUCGUCUUCCAGAUGGUGCCCAAGGCGCUGACCACAUCCGCUUCAUCUUCUACCGGAUGGGCUUUACAGAUCAAGAGAUUGUUGCACUCAGUGGAGCACACAAUCUCGGAAGAAUGCACAUGGAUCGCAGUGGUUUCCACGGCCCCUGGGUUCCCAAUGGCACUCGCUUCAACAACACCUACUACAAGAUCAUGACGGAUUUUGAGUGGAAGGAGAAGACGCUUGAGAAUGGCGUCAAGCAGUUUGUCUACAUUGACGAGGACCUGGAUGAAGAAUUGGCCAUGCUGCCAACCGAUCUCGCGCUCGUCAAGGAUGAGUCUUUUGCCCCUUGGGUAAAGAAGUAUGCCGAGGACAAGGGUCUUUUCUUUGAUCACUUUGCAAAAGCCUUUGGCAAGCUUCUCGAGCUGGGUAUUCAGAGAGAUGCCAAUGGCAACAUCAAGAAUUCGGACAAUGUCAAGGGCGGUUACCACAGCGCCCCGAAGAAGUCUUCGAAGCCUGGCAAGCCAAAGACUGCUGGAGAUGGUAUUGCCGAGCCUUUGCAGGAAGAGAAUGCUCGUUUCAAGGCUAGGCUGUAG